Molecule: messenger RNA, 1305 nt
Organism: Ochlerotatus camptorhynchus
Lineage: Eukaryota; Metazoa; Arthropoda; Insecta; Diptera; Culicidae
Exons: 2
Coding region: 1-1305 (434 amino acids)
Biological process (GO): DNA replication, removal of RNA primer
Molecular function (GO): nucleic acid binding; RNA-DNA hybrid ribonuclease activity
Source: RefSeq, a predicted model, not a curated record
AUGAAACUGCUUGGUGUGACUAUUGAUAACAAACUCCGAUUUGUUAAGCACGCCAAGUUGGUGAAGGAUAACGUCAACAACAAGUUGAAUAUCCCUCGGACCCUAAAUGGUCGCUUCUCUGAAGCCUCUCGCAGUACAUUGACCAAGGUUGCUAGGGCUCUGGUUGUCCCUAGCAUCCUUUACGGGGCGGAACUGUGGAGCAGGGGUGGUGUCUCCCUGCUCAAGAUUCUGGAACCUCAGUACAAUGAGGUGUACAGAAUUUGUAGCGGAGCGCUGAGGUCUUCACCGAUAGCUUCUCUGUUGGUGAAGAAUGGAAAGGUUCCUUUGGUGAAUGUUGUCACCGAAGACCUGGCCACCAAGGCGCUUAGGCUCCUAGAAAGGGAUCCCAUUCUCAAUGACAGGCCCACGGUUGCAAGGGCGAGAGAAUGGUGGAGCGACUUGACGGGAGUAGAUUUUCCCACAGCUGGUGCCAAUCCUUCAGUGGUGGCACAAGCGGUACUCGAACUCCAGAACCGGAAAUACGGAGGAUACACCAUUCGGUACUCGGAUGGCUCGGUAGCCCAGGGAAAGGUAGGAAUCGGGAUUUUCGGUCCAAACCUCGCGGUAUGCCAUAGACUCCCGGAUCAGUGCUCCAUUUUCUCUGCGGAAGCCAUUGCCGCCUUCAUUGCAGCCACCAUUCCCGAUGACCGACCAAUAGCCAUCUUCACCGACUCCGCUAGUGUGGUAGCCGCACUGGAAUCCGAUACGAGCAAACACCCUUGGAUCCAGGCUAUACAGGAACACGCGCCAAACAACACAGUCUUUGUGUGGAUACCUGGACACUGCGGGGUUCAUGGUAACGUAAAAGUGGACCAACUAGCCAACUCAGGUCGUCGUAUGGCCAAGUACACGCGAAUUGUACCUGGUCCGGACCUCAAAAAAUGGGUAUCAAAAAUCACCAACGAAGGUUGGGCUCGCGAUUGGGCGGCCAGUGAAACCCCUGCCAUCAGAAACAUUAAAAGAGACAUCUCCAGGUGGGUGGACCCACCGAUACAUCGAGAGCAGGUCAUAGUAUCCCGACUUCGAACACAGCAUACAAACAUCUCCCACAACUACAAGGGAGACGGACCUUUCCAUAGGAUCUGUGAUCUAUGCCGAAUUUCUCAAACGGUGGAUCACAUUAUCUGCCACUGUCCGAAAUACGAAGCACCAAGAACCCGCUACGACAUCCCGGGAAGCAUCAGCGAUGCCCUCGGUAACGAUUCUACCAGAAUUACAGCCCUUUUAGCUUUCCUGCGGGAAGCUGAGCUGUUCGAUCUAAUCUGA